UUGGGGCACACUGCCUCAUUCUGGUCUGCCAACGGACGCCAACGGCCGCGGGGACUCAGCUCGGAUCACUGCUCAGCCAUGUGGAAGCCUGUGAAGUGGGAUCCAGGCCUGUGGGACCCGGCUUCCGAAGGACAGCCCUUAAACACCGGAUCGAUGAGGCCCGGGGAAAUAACACCAGAAAAGGAUACAAUGGGACAGACAGUGAAUGAAGAUUCGAUGGAUAUCAAGAAGGAGGAAGAAGAAAAAACUUAUUCAAGCACAUCUUCUACACAAAAUGAUGAGUUCCAGUGGGACAAGUAUUUGCAGGAGACUGGAUCUUUCAGUGCUCCUUCAGAAUGCUUCAGACAGUCUAAGAUUCCACCUGUUAAUGACUUCAAAGCUGGAAUGAAAUUGGAAGCCCGUGAUCCUCGCAAUAUUAGUUCAGUAUGUAUUGCUACAGUAGUUGGAGUUACUGGGGCCAGGAUACGUCUACGGCUGGAUGGUAGUGACAAUAAAAAUGAUUUUUGGAGACUUGUUGAUUCAUCAGACAUACACCCUGUUGGGACUUGUGAAAAGGAUGGAGACUUACUUCAACCUCCAUUGGGGUACCAGAUGAAUGCAUCAUCUUGGCCAAUGUUUCUAUUACGAACACUAAAUGGAUCUGAAAUGGCACCUGCAGCAUUGUUCAAGAAGGAACCACCAAAGCCACCCGUAAAUAAUUUUAAAGUGGGGAUGAAACUGGAAGCUAUAGACAAAAAGAACCCGUAUAUGAUCUGCCCCGCAACCAUUGGAGACGUUAAAGGAGAUGAAGUUCAUAUCACAUUUGAUGGCUGGAGCGGAGGUUUUGAUUAUUGGUGCAAGUAUGAUUCUCGAGAUAUUUUCCCAGUUGGGUGGUGCCAGCUGACAGGAGAUGUAUUACAACCACCAGGAACUAGUGUUCCUAUUACAAAGAAUAUAGUGAAAAUACAGCAGUCUUUCCCUUCUGAAGAGACCGAGCAUUCAAUGCCAUCUCCACAGAAAACUGCUCUAGUGGUACCAACACAGCAGAUCAGGAAAUCCAGUCGAAUUAAAGCAUCUGGAAGUACUUCAUUUACCAAAAAGGGUGGUCCUUUUAAAAAUCUCUCACCAAAGAAAAAAGGUGUAAACUCAGGAAAAAAGUCUGUGUGUAUAUAAACAAACAUGGAGACUUUGGCCCUUACCUGGAUCCAAGGAGAAUCCAGCAGCUGCCCGACCACUUUGGCCCAGGACCUGUGACAGUGGUGCUCAGGAGAACUGUGCAGGCCUGUGUGGAUUGUGCUUUUCAGGCUAAGACUGUUUUUGGAUUCCUUAAGCCAGAUCAUCGUGGAGAAGUGAUAACUGCCUACUUUGAUGGGGAGACUCAUUCCAUCCAGCUCCCUCCAGUGAACAGCGCAUCAUUUGCUCUUCGCUUUCUUGAGACCUUCUGCCACAGCAUGCAGUGUGAUAACCUUUUGAGUAGCCAGCCUGUUAGCUCUUACAAGGGUACUGCUCAUAGUUCUCCAGAGGGUGAUAAAAAUAUUUCAGCAAUGGAAGAUACAGCAGCAAAGACAAGCAUCAAACGAUCUCCUCAACAACCUGUACCUUAUGUUGUUCCUCUCUCUCCUAAGUUCUCCAAAACAAAGAUGCAUGCCUCUAAAGAAGAAUUGUCUCCCGAGGGAAAUGGCAUGCCCAAAGAGGAAAACAUUCCUGAAGAUUCCAAGAAAUAUUUACUAAAUUUAGGAAAUCCUCCAAGUCCUGUCUUUAGAAAUCCUGUGUAUACUCAUACUUCAGUCUUCAAGAGUUUUCCUCAAAAUGUGCCAGGCACCUCAAGUUCAGCACUAGGUGGGAACAAAUCAUCUACCAAGACCGGUUACCAUGAUGUUAAAUUCCAAGUGCAGAGAAAAAGUGAAGCUCCAAGUUUUAUAGCUGUACCUGACCCCAGUGUCCUGAAACAAGGCUUCUCUAAGGACCCUUCAACCUGGUCUGUGGAGGAAGUGAUACAGUUUAUGAGACAUACAGAUCCUCAGAUAUCAGGCCCCCUCGCCGACCUCUUCAGGCAACAUGAAAUUGAUGGGAAGGCUCUCCUACUACUUAAGAGUGAUGUGAUUAUGAAGUAUAUGGGUCUGAAGCUGGGGCCAGCAUUAAAACUAUGUUACUACAUUGAUAAACUUAAAGAAGGAAAAUAUAAUUGAAAAAAAUAUAUACACGUUAAGAUUUGACAUAAUUCUCAGGUGUCCUGAUACCAUUUUAAUGUAAAAGUAUUUUUCUUCUAGCAGUUUUUGUUUUGUAAAAGGUUCCUAUAAAAUAUUUAUAAGAAUUUAUAGAACUGCAUUACGGUUCAAUCUACUUCUUUAAAAAUUAUUCGAGAUAUUAGUAUUGACAUGUUAAAAUUGGCAGUCCUUUGUCUUCUUUAUUAUUUUCAUUAUACAGUUUACAAAUAUGCCAUCAACAGUGAAAACCUUUUAUUUUGGUUAAUCUUUAUAUCUAGAACCAAAACAGCUGAAUCCCAAAGGGGGAAAUAUCAGGGACUGACAACUUCUGUAAUUAAAUCUAUUAAAAUGUUUCCUCAGAAGAGAAUUUAAAGGUACACCAUUAGAAUAGCAUCUUUCUCAGAUAGUUUGUCUGUGUGAUAAGUAUACAGUGAUCUCUUCAUGUUCUGCCAGUUUCCAGAAAGGAGAUAGCCAUAUAAAUUAUUUUCCUUUCUGUUCUUAUUUGUCUGUU
This is a messenger RNA of Tupaia belangeri chinensis (Chinese tree shrew), 2697 nucleotides long. It is a transcript of the gene SCML2, whose product is annotated as Scm polycomb group protein like 2. Gene Ontology annotation, biological process: negative regulation of DNA-templated transcription. Gene Ontology annotation, cellular component: nucleus. Lineage: Eukaryota; Metazoa; Chordata; Mammalia; Scandentia; Tupaiidae. The record is from RefSeq and is a predicted model, not a curated record. Gene Ontology annotation, molecular function: chromatin binding; histone binding.